AUUACAUGGAUCCCAGUCAGACAAAGUUGAAGAUACUUAAUAGCAAUUAAGACUUCCAAGUUUCCAAGCUUUACCAAUUCCCUAUAUAAGCUUUGCCAAAUUCAUGAAAGUCUUCCAAAGCAAAAAAACUAUCUCAUAAUUCAUUACCAUGGCAGCUGAUAUUACCAAACACCUGUAUGUUUAUUGUUGGGUUUCUUUUUGUGUCUUGUUUAUGUUUAUCAAACUAGCAAAAUCUGACAAUUAUAUUGUCCAUAUGGACAUCUCUGCCAUGCCCAAAGCUUUCUCUAACCAGCACACCUGGUAUUUGGCCACUCUUUCAUCUGUUUCAGCCAAAUCCAAAGCUGAAACCAACCCAACCACUCCUUUUUCUAAACUUAUCUAUACUUAUAACCAUGUUAUUCAAGGUUUUAGUGCUAGUCUCACACCCGCAGAGCUUGAGUCCUUGAAAAAUAGUCCGGGGUAUGUUUCAUCGGUUAAAGAUAGAGUUGUAAAGGUCGAUACAACACAUUCUUUCGAAUUCCUCGACUUGAAUUCUGGUACCGGUGCAUGGCCAGUGUCGAGCUUCGGCAAAGAUGUAAUCGUCGGGGUGAUUGAUACUGGGGUUUGGCCAGAAAGCGAAAGCUUUAAUGAUGAUGGGAUGAGUGAUGUUCCAUCAAGAUGGAAAGGGGAAUGUGAAAGUGGUACCCAAUUCAAUUCCUCAUUGUGCAAUAAAAAGCUUAUUGGUGCUCGGUUUUUCAAUAAAGGUCUGAUUGCUCAUAAUUCCAAUAUCACCAUCUCAAUGAAUUCCACGCGAGACACUGAAGGACAUGGUACCCAUACGUCCACAACUGUAGCUGGAACUUAUGUGAAAGAUGCAUCGUAUUUUGGCUAUGCACCGGGGACUGCUAGAGGAAUGGCACCAAUGGCUCGUGUAGCCAUGUAUAAAGCUCUAUGGGAAGAAGGAGCUUACACCACUGAUAUAAUUGCAGCCAUUGAUCAAGCUAUUACUGACGGUGUCGACGUUCUUUCAAUGUCAUUGGGCUUGGAUGGAGUCGACUUAUACGAAGACCCUAUCGCAAUAGCCACAUUUGCUGCCAUAGAGAAGAACAUUUUCGUUUCCACAUCUGCAGGCAAUGAAGGACCAGAUGUAGAGACUCUACACAAUGGUACACCUUGGGUUAUAACCGUAGCCGCCGGCACCAUGGACCGUGACUUCGGCGCAACCUUAAUCCUCAGUAACAAAGUGUCAAUCAAUGGCUUAGCUCAAUAUCCAGGGAAUUUCACAUCAACUGAAUUCCCAAUUGUUUUCAUGGACACAUGUAGUAACAAAACCGAAUUGAGCAAAAUCAAGCAGAAGAUCAUUGUGUGUCAAGAUCCAGGCAAGGAAGAUUCGCUCGACGAUCAAUUUAACAACAUUCUAGCCGCUGGUAACAUUGCCGCUGUCUUCAUAACGAAUAGCAGCAGUGUCGAUGUAUUCGUCCAAAGCCCAUUUCCAGCCAUUUUCUUGGUACAAAAAGAUGGUGACACAGUUGUGGAUUUCAUUAAAAGCAACACUGACCCAAAAGCCAGCAUUGUGUUUAAAAAAACAAUCCUUGGUAUUAAGCCAUCACCAAGGGUGACUAGCUAUACGUCUCGAGGUCCAUCCUAUAGUUGUCCACUGGUUUUAAAGCCUGAUAUUAUGGCACCUGGUGACUCAGUCCUCGCUGCAUGGCCUCCAAAUAUUGCAGCAGCUCGUGUAAAUCAAGACCUUGUGUUCACCAAUUUCAACUUAUUGUCGGGAACAUCCAUGGCAUGUCCCCAUGUUUCGGGUAUAGCAGCCCUUUUAAAAGCUGUUUAUCCUAAUUGGAGCCCUGCGGCAAUUCGAUCGGCUUUGAUGACAACAUCCGAUCAAAUCGAUAACACAGGUAGUCCGAUAAAGGAUAUAGGCGGAAAUCUCCGACCGGCUGAUCCUUUAGCCAUGGGAGCUGGUCAUGUUAACCCCAAUAAAGCUUUAAACCCCGGACUUAUAUACGAUGCUACGGUUCAAGAUUACGUUGAUCUCCUUUGUGGUCUAAAUUUCACACAACAACAAAUUAAAACCAUCACGAAAACAUCGUCAAACAACUGUUCCAACCCUUCUCUUGAUCUCAAUUACCCUUCUUUCAUAGCGUUUUUCAACGACAGGGGUGCGAAACCGAACUCAACGACAGUCGUGGAGUUUGGAAGAACUGUGACUAAUGUCGGAGAUGGAAGCUUUACAUACAAAGCAAAUGUGACACCUAUCAAUGGACUUAAGGUAAUAGUGGAACCAGACACAUUGGUUUUCAAGACAAAAUACGAGAAGAAAAGCUACAAGCUGAGCAUUGAAGGUCCAAAACAAUUGCAUAAAGCUGUGUUGUUUGGUUAUCUCACAUGGGAAGAUAGUGGAAAGGAACAUGUUGUUACAAGUCCAAUAGUUGCCACAAGCUACAAAAUUGAAAAAUGACAAAACUCCCAUUGUUUUUUCUUUAAAUUAUCUUAAUGUUUUUAUGGUAAUGAAUAAAGCAAUUAUAAAUGUUCAGCAAAAACAAAUUAUUAUUUUUUA
This is a messenger RNA of Gossypium raimondii (Peruvian cotton), 2542 nucleotides long. Its product is annotated as subtilisin-like protease SBT3. The record is from RefSeq and is a predicted model, not a curated record. Lineage: Eukaryota; Viridiplantae; Streptophyta; Magnoliopsida; Malvales; Malvaceae. The coding region runs from base 149 to 2443 and encodes 764 amino acids. Gene Ontology annotation, molecular function: serine-type endopeptidase activity. Gene Ontology annotation, biological process: proteolysis. The transcript has a single exon.